AUGGCGCGUUUUGAAUUGUGUGUGAAAGCAUUGCUAAAAGCUCCAUCUGCGGAAGAAUGUCAUUUGGCAGCUGACAAGUUAACACAAUACGUUAAUCAAACCGGAUUGAAAUCGUUAGGGGAUGACAAGAUUCUAAUCACCCUCGCAAAUGCUUGCAAGAACAAAAAGAGUGGUUAUGAACGUGAAGCAGGCGCAAUCGGUUUGACCGCCGUUUUCACAAAUGUAGGCGGAAAGAAUUCUCCUUCUCCUCUUGGUGCGGAACCAUGGCUAUUAUCAACGCUUCCUAUCUUGCUUGAAUUACAUGCAGACAAAGGAGAUGUUGUCAGGGAAGCAGCUGAAUCAGCCAUCAAAUCUCUCAUGGCAUUACCACCACCAGAAGCCGUACCAGAAGUUUUGGAACAACUAUAUCAAGUACUCGAGAAUAGCGCUACAAAAUGGCAAGCAAAGGUUGCCGCUCUCAAGACAAUCGGUCGUAUGAGUGAUUCAGCACCUGAACAAAUUGGUGAACAAUUAGUAGAUCUCAUUCCUCAUCUCAAAAAUAGAAUGUCCGACACAAAAGCAGAAGUUGCUAAACAAGCAGUCAAAACAACGACAAAAGUAUGUGGUGUGAUCGAUAAUAACGAUAUCCGACCCCAUUUGGCAUCUCUAGUCGAAGCAAUGCGUGCUCCUGACACGGUGCCUGAAUGUAUCAAACGUCUUUCUGCUACCACCUUUGUUGCCGAUGUUACUGGACCUGCUUUGGCUGUUAUGGUACCUCUUCUUGCCCGUGCAUUGAACGAAAGAAGCCAAAAUGUGCAAAGACAAACAUCAAUUAUUGUUGAAAAUUUGACAAAAUUGGUCAAAGAUCCUCAUGAGGCAUCCAAAUUCUUGCCUGCUUUGACACCUGGUGUCGAACGCAUUGCGGAAGGAGCAUCUUUCCCUGAAGUACGUGCAUAUGCUCAAAGUGCUUUGGAUACCUUGCGUGAGGCUACAAAGGUUGUCGGAGAAGCAAAAGAAGAUGAAGACCCAAAGAAAAUCUACCUCACAGCAAAGAAACAAGCCCUUCAACGUAUCAAGGAUGUCGUCACUCAAACUGCUGGUGCUCAAGUCGCAGAAGAUGCAUGGUGUCAAAUUGGAUACGAAUGGGUUGCCAGUCUAAUACCACGUUUGGCCGACAAGAGAAUCGUUCAUGCAAGUGCAUGGGAUGAAGUCUAUGUGCUACCAUAUCUCCGAAGAACAUGUGGAAAUGCCGAUUAUGCAAAAGCAGCAACUGAUGCUCUACGGAAAGAAUACACUGCCCUUGAUACAGAACGAUUCGGUGCUCCACCAGAAGAUGAUGAAGAUAUCGAAGGUGAAUGCUUGUGUAACAUUCAGUUCUCUUUGGCUUACGGUGGUUUGUUAUUGCUCAACCAUACAAAGCUACGCUUACAUCGUGGUCACAGAUAUGGUAUUGUCGCUGCAAACGGUUCUGGUAAAUCCACUUUGCUCAAAGCAAUGCGUGACGGGAAGGUGGAAAACUAUCCUACCGAAGCUGAUGGUUUGAAGACAAUCAUGGUCGAACACAAUCAAGGUGAAGGAGGUGAAUUGAGAAUCGUUGAUUUCGUUCAUCAAGAUCCAAAAAUUGUUCAAAUCGGUAAAUCUCUCGACGAAGUUGCACAAGCAUUGGGUGAAGUCGGCUUUGAUGAAGAAAGACGGGUUGCGCCUGUUGGAUCUUUAUCAGGAGGCUGGAAGAUGAAGCUGGCUUUAGCUAAAGCGAUGCUCAUCGGAGCCGAUGUCUUGCUGCUUGAUGAACCUACCAAUCACUUGGAUGUGGGAUCAGUCAAAUGGCUAGAAGACUACUUGACCAAUGCAAAGGAAAAGACAGUCUUGACUGUCAGUCACGACUCUGGCUUCUUGGACAACGUCUGUACAGAUAUCUUGCAUUACAAAAAUAAGAAGAUCGAAUACCAUCGAGGAAAUCUAAGCAAAUUUGUGGCCAAGUACCCCGAAGCAAAAGCUUAUUAUACCUUAUCGACCACAAACGCUAAGUUCACCUUCCCACCACCUGGUUCAUUGAUGGGUGUUCGAUCGCAGACUCGUACCAUUCUAAAGGUUUCCGAUGCAACAUACACAUAUCCUGGUGCUGCUAAGCCAAUCAGCCUUUCCAGUCGUAUUGGUGUACUUGGUCCAAAUGGUGCCGAAAUGAUUCCACAAUCCGGAAAGGUGGAAAAGCAUCCAAAUUUGCGUAUUUCAGUUUUACAUCAACACGCUUUCCAUCAUUUGGAACAACAUUUGGAAAAGACUGCAUAUGGACACGAUCGUGAAAUUUCCGAGAAGGCCACACGUAAGAUUUCCGAAGAAGAGAAGGAGAUGAUGGAAAAGCCAAUCACAGCAUCUACAGGAGAGAAACGUAAAGUGGAAUAUAUCAAAAGUUUCCAAUACGAAAUCAAAUGGGUCGGUAUGUUGCACAAGAGUAACACUUGGAUUCCACGAUUUGAUAAAUUAGUACAAAGAUUUGACGAUUUCGAAAGUAGUCGUGAAGGUGCGGGUAGCAAAGAAUUAAGUCAAAAAGCAAUUCGUAAACAUCUUGAAGAUCUUGGUUUGAACGGAGAAAUUGCUGAACAUCACGAAAUGUCUGGCUUGUCAGGUGGACAAAAAGUCAAAGUCGUCUUGGCUGCAGCUCUUUGGAACAACCCACAAAUCUUGGUAUUGGAUGAACCAACCAAUUUCUUGGAUCGUGAUGCAAUUGCUAUGUUGGCAACCGCUAUUCGCGAAUGGUCUGGAGCAGUGGUAAUGAUUUCGCACAAUAUGCAAUUCAUCGAAGCAUUGUGUACUGAGAUCUGGAACGUUGAUAAAGGUUUGAUUAUGGACAAAUACAAGACUGCUUUGGCAAGCGAUCAUUUCGCAGAAGGAGGUGAAAAUGGAGCCGAAACACCAGACGGAGCAAGCACACCUGGUAUUGCUACUCCAGGAGGUAAAGCAACACCUGUUCCUGCAAGCCGGGUUGCAAGUAGACUCAACUCAAAAGCAGGUACACCAGUCAGCAGUGCAGCUGCCACACCUGCAGGAUCAGAUAAUGAAGAUCAAGAUAUGAGUAAAUUAAAGGCUGCCAAAGGAAAGAAGAAGAAGUUGACACGUAACGAAAAGAAAGCUCAAGAAGAACGCAGAAGAUUGCGCUUAAGCAAAUGGUUAACUUAUGGUGGUGAAAGAGAACCGGAUACGGAUGACGAGUAA
This is a messenger RNA of Meira miltonrushii, 3192 nucleotides long. RefSeq lists its product as uncharacterized. The coding region runs from base 1 to 3192 and encodes 1063 amino acids. Gene Ontology annotation, molecular function: ATP hydrolysis activity; ATP binding. The transcript has 7 exons. The record is from RefSeq and is a predicted model, not a curated record. Lineage: Eukaryota; Fungi; Basidiomycota; Exobasidiomycetes; Exobasidiales; Brachybasidiaceae.